Molecule: messenger RNA, 738 nt
Organism: Malassezia pachydermatis
Lineage: Eukaryota; Fungi; Basidiomycota; Malasseziomycetes; Malasseziales; Malasseziaceae
Exons: 2
Coding region: 1-738 (245 amino acids)
Biological process (GO): lipid homeostasis
Cellular component (GO): membrane
Source: RefSeq, a predicted model, not a curated record
AUGAGCUCAUCGUCGCGAACAUGGCGGCAGCGCGUGUUUCGUAUCGCCACAGCAGCGCAAACAAUCUCUUCCGCUACGCUUGGUAGUGUGCUGAUCGUGCACCUGGCUGCGCCAGUCGUGGCCUCGCUCACAGGCCCGGCAGCCGUGGACAUGUCGAACCAGAUGAUUCUUCUCGGCCGCGAAUGGUACCAGCGUGCAUGGAUUGAGCCUGUACUGGUAUAUGGCUCUUUUUCGCUGCAUAUUCUCUCGUCGCUUGUGCGCCGCGCCUUGCUCCAUCGUCCCACGUUGUGCUGGCCAUGGCACUGGCGUUGGGAGACAUGGCACUCUGUAUGUGGCUGGAUCCUCACGCCGCUUGUAUGUGCGCAUGUUUUGGUGAACCGAAUUGUUCCGCAGCAGUCGUCGCUACCUAUUUCGGGUCUCUCCCCGUCUGAACUUGACAUGUCCUACGUGAGCUAUGCUUUGGCGGCUAGUCCCAUCACGACAUGGAGUGUGUAUGUUCUGCUAAGCGUCACAGGUGCAGUGCAUAUAGUCGGCGGUGCUAUGAAGCUCAUGCGGCGACGUAAGAUGCGGGUGCGUGCGCAGUAUGGCCUCACCACUGCGUUUGCCCUUGCUGCGAUGCUGUUGGUGGGCACGUCGGCGAUUGCCCAGGACGGACUGGCCUCGGUUGCACCCACAGCCAUGGAGCGGAUGGCUGCAUGCUACCGCCAAGUUGUGCCGUGGCGUUGGGUGGGUAUCUAG